UCAUGUAGCAAGCGUAAUGCCCUAUUACUUACGUUAUGAUUAUUGAUAUAAAUAAACAAAGCACUGAUUCCCCGAGUCAACCAUACCCGAAUUAUGCAUUCAAACUUCUUUUUAAGACCCGAAAGGUUUUUCUCUCUUCCACCGGAGCUUUUAUUUUGAAACGUGUCAGCAGGAUAUUAGUUGUUUUUCAGUCUCUUGUUAACGGAAUUUUCAUUGAACCUGCCGAGCAGUAAGAGAGGGGAAAACGGGUACCCGCAUCCAUUGUUAUUUUACUUUCAAUUUUUCUACUGGAUGACGACAACGCAUCUCUGAACGGGACCCCCAAACCGAACUGCCCACCAUGUCGGCUGAGGAGGAGAGGGGGGUAGUUCGUGUCAAAGUCAAGAAGUGUGAAGGGGUGUUGCCGGUGGAGUUCCGCUCCUUUGCUGUUGAUCCUCAAAUAACCUCACUGGAGGUGUUGCAGCAUAUCCUGAUUCGAGCUUUUGAGCUGAAUGGGAAGCGCAACUUUGGGAUAAGUUAUCUGUCCCGUGACCGCGGAGGUGUGGAGGUUUACGUGUCUCUGCUGUCUGACUGGGAUUUAGAUGCAGCGUUUGUCAGUGCAGCAAAGCCUUUCCUCCAGCUCAAGAUGGACAUCAAACCGUCAGAGGAUAGUCCUGUUUUGGAGGAUUGGGACAUAAUCAGCCCUAAGGAUGUGAUUGGCUCAGACCAGUUGCAGGGAGAGAAGAGGUCGUUGGCUUCUGCUGCACUUCCUUUUACACAGUCGCUGCUGUCCCAGGUGGGCCGCACUCUAUCGCGUGUGCAGCAGGCCUUGAGUUGGUCCUAUGGGGAGGAGGUGAAACCAUUCAAGCCUCCAUUAAGUGAUACUGAGUUCCACAGUUAUCUGAACAGCCAAGGUCAACUGACCCGACCAGAGGAACUCAGACUCCGUAUAUAUCAUGGUGGUGUUGAGCCAUCCUUACGCAAGGUUGUUUGGCGAUACCUUCUUAAUGUGUACCCAGAUGGUCUGACAGGACAAGAGAGAAUGGACUACAUGAAGAGGAAGACAAGAGAGUACGACCAGCUGAAGAGUGAAUGGACAGAACGGGUGAGUGCAGAGGACCUGGAGUUCAUCAGGGGAAACGUUCUGAAAGAUGUUCUUCGAACAGACCGAGCACAUCCUUACUACGCAGGCUCCGAGGACAGCCCACAUCUCACCGCCUUGACAGACCUCCUCACCACCUUUGCUAUUACACACCCACAGGUGUCUUAUUGCCAAGGCAUGAGCGACAUUGCCUCGCCAAUCCUUGCCGUCAUGGACAACGAAGCUCACGCCUUUAUCUGCUUCUGUGGCAUUAUGAAACGUCUUGAGGGCAACUUUCGCCCUGACGGACAACUCAUGUCCAUUAAGUUCCAGCAUCUCAAGUUGCUUCUGCAGUAUUCAGACCCCGAGUUUUAUACCUACCUAGUCUCAAAAGGUGCAGACGAUCUGUUUUUCUGCUACCGCUGGCUGCUUUUGGAGCUGAAGCGUGAAUUCGCUUUUGAUGAUGCCCUGAGAAUGCUAGAGGUCACCUGGAGCUCCUUGCCACCUGAUCCACCCGAGACAGAGGUGGAGCUUCUGGGGCCAGCGCUCGAGGCAGAUCAGUCCAACGGCUCACAGAAUGUGGACAUGGAGGAGGUGGAAGAGACGCAGACGGAAAGGCAGAGGAGACGUCACAUGCUAAGACCGUCCCGAGAGGAAGCAGAUGGAGGAGGUAACCUCAUCAUAGAGGAGAAGGAGCUUCGAAAGGAAGGUGAAGGAGAGUACAAGAACGAUGUCACAGCUCCAACUCCUGCUUUUGAGAAACAGGCCAGUUUUGGGGAAUUCAAGUACUAUAGUGGCCGAAGCGAGGACAGCUUUGAGAUCAAUGAAAACGAUUGCUCCGAUCCUACGUUAUCUCCAGUACAGUUUCAGUCUGCGCACUCAACGUUGCCAUUCUCGGUCCGCCAGUCCACGGAAGAAAGUGAGGAUGACCCUGGAGAGCAGGAACCUUUAAUCGGCAAUCACAUGCCGUCUUCUCCAGGACAAAGAGACUCUCCCAACGGUCAGGCAGCUUCCCCAGAAUCUGGUUUACCGAACUGGAAGAGUAGCUCAAAUCAUUCACUGGAAGCAUCUAAUUCUCCAUCCAGCUGGAGAACAGCAUCUCCCGAUGCCCUGUCCAAAUGCACAUCCUCUUCCUCUAGUGGAGACAAAGCCGUAUCUCCUGAUAAACCUCCUGCGGGGUUCCCGUCCUCACAAGCUGUAAUAAAUGAAGCCGGAGCUCAGUCCCCGUCAGUGGUCCCAGGGAAAUCCUUACUGGCGUCUCCGUCGCAGGGUUACAAUCGUUCGCUCCUCUCUUCGCCGGUUUUAUCCUUCGGCAAGUCCCCGUCUUUGCCCAAAGCGUUCUCUAGCAAUCUUCCAUCGCCAUGCAGACCCACCGGGUCUGGCGUAACCUCUCCAAACACAAACAAACCAGAAGGAGGCGGAAUUAAACCCUGCUCGCUUCCCCCUCCUCAAGAGUUCGGGAAAGGGAAUCCCUUCAUGCUUUUCCUUUGCCUGUCUAUCCUGCUGGAACACCGUGACCACAUUGUCAAAAACAGCUUGGAUUACAAUGAGCUGGCAAUGCACUUUGACCGCCUGGUCCGUCGCCACAACCUAGGGCGUAUUCUGCAGCGGGCUAAAGCCCUCUUUGCAGACUAUCUGCAGAGUGAGGUAUGGGACUCAGAGGAAGGGGAUGAAGUCAGCUUGGACUCUCCAACCACAGCGGCAACAUCUCCCCAGACGCCUACCACUAGACCUCCUUUCCUCGAUGUACAGCCCUCUCAGAGUACCUUACCCAAUUCAACUUAUAAUCUGGCCAAUACCAUUCCCUCUCCAGCAACUCCUGUUGCCCUCUCUCCAUCCGAUUCCUGAUUCUGGCAGUAGUAGAUUAGCUCCAGAAACCAGCUCCGGACCACAAGCGGACCCAGAACCCGAAUCACAGCGUACCUUCGUGCUUUACACAUGCUUAAUGAGACUUGUAUUGUUUUAUGUUAACAACCAAAGCUUAGUGACUUUCUCAUGUCUCUUUUGCCCUGUCCAACCUCUCAAGUCAAGCCCUUUUUCAUUGUACUGUAUCUUUUUUUAUUGCACUUUAUUGAUUGUCCUUUGAAAGGGCAGGCCAGUUUGUGUCUCAUCUCACUUUGUAUAUAACACUUUCAAAAGGCACACUAUGGACAUGUAAAAUCCGUUACAGUAACCGAACUUACCUAAAACAAAGCAACAAGAUUAUACAGUUAUUUAUUUCUGUGUGCAAUCUUUAUUUUGGCAAAAACGGUGUCUGAGGUUGUCAUGGCUCUAUUGAUGUAGGGAGGAGAAUGUUUAUUCGAGUAAAGCUUUUGAGAUGCUCUCUGAAAUGUAUUCAUGAAUUUGUUUGACGUUGCCAGCAGCAGAGGUGUAUACUAAUCAUUUGUGCUUUAUGAGAACCUUAAGCCUUGAUUUUUGUUUGUACCAAACAUUUGACUGGAGAUGAAGGUGCUGAUGUGUCAUCCAGUAUCCCAUCAAUGUGAACUGUUCAGUUGUAAAACAAGUAACAUUCAGCUCCAAUACUAGUAAAACUCCUCUCUAGUGUACAACAGCAGUGGAGGUUUUGGUAAAGCAGCACUUUUACUAAGGUCAACGUGGAGAAUGGCUGGUAAUUUGGUUUCACUCAUCCUUGCCUUUGUUGGAAAAGUGCCUCGUUAUACUGAAUUAGGCAUUUUUGUCUCUUUCUUCUGUGUGUAAAUAUAAUUUCAUUGCUUUCAUCUUUUUUCCACCAAAGGUUUGUCUGUUCAUCCGUUGCUAUAACGACUUUAUCAUCAAGAGGCAACAAUCAAGAAUCCCUGCUGUUUAAAAAAAAUCAGUGUUUAAUGCCUUUAGCAGAAUGCAUUUCAUUGGAGACCUUGUAGACUCAUUCUUUACGUCUUAAUACCAAGUGUUCUUUUCUCUUUUUUUCUAAGUGCUCAACUGAUAAACCUGCACAUGGACUAAAAAUUAUUUUCCUGGAAAGUGGAACACUGAUGAGUCCUGUUCAUCAGCGUUGUGUAUACAUGUAUGUUUCUCUGAUUUUGAUUUGGUUCUGUAUGAUAGUAUUUUACUCAUACCCAUGGAGAGACUUGCUAGAUUGAAUGCUUGCAAUACUCCUAUUUGUACAAUAAAUUCACUGAAUAUUA
This is a messenger RNA of Labeo rohita (rohu), 4185 nucleotides long. RefSeq names its product TBC1 domain family, member 25 (gene tbc1d25). Gene Ontology annotation, molecular function: GTPase activator activity. Gene Ontology annotation, biological process: activation of GTPase activity; regulation of autophagosome maturation. The coding region runs from base 341 to 2908 and encodes 855 amino acids. The transcript has 7 exons. Lineage: Eukaryota; Metazoa; Chordata; Actinopteri; Cypriniformes; Cyprinidae. Gene Ontology annotation, cellular component: autophagosome. The record is from RefSeq and is a predicted model, not a curated record.